Penicillium atrosanguineum is the source of this 2520-nucleotide messenger RNA. Its product is annotated as putative TBC domain protein. NCBI's taxonomy places the organism in Eukaryota, Fungi, Ascomycota, Eurotiomycetes, Eurotiales, Aspergillaceae. The coding region runs from base 1 to 2520 and encodes 839 amino acids. The record is from RefSeq and is a predicted model, not a curated record. The transcript has 2 exons.
AUGGUGAAUGAGGCUCCUGCAUCGUUACCCGUCCCAGAGUCGCGCUCGAUCCAUGCUGUGUCCUGCGACACCGAUCCUCAGCGCCCACCCGCCAUUCGCUCGGUCUCACUUCCUACACCCGAAGAUGCGCCACAGGAUACCAGUGGCCGAUCUUUAAGCACCAGCUCCGCGUCGCCUAGUCAUCUUGCCCGCCCCGCCACGGCCGUCGCGGGUGUAAAUUUCUCGAGGAGGCACGAUGGAUUGAGACCGUCGACAUCUGGGGGAGAUGGAACCCGCUCGUUGAGAUCGGAGGGCAGCCGCUCUGAUGCGCCCUCGCUUUGCAGCGUGCCCAGCAUUGUGAUCAAUGAUGCGGCCCCCCGCCCUAGCUCGCGACCCGGCUCCCGGCCGGGGUCUCGCUGGUCGGAGCGCAAAUGGCCUGGGCUGAGGAAGAGAUCGGUAGAAUUGGAACGGGACAUGGACACGGAAGAGCCACCACCGGUGCCUAGGAUUGAGCCCUCGUUCAGUGGCAUCAGCAUGGAUAUCCCGACGGGAUCUUUGGGCGGAUUGGGACAAACGAUGAAGUUCUCUACUCGCGGCAGCCUAAUCAAGAAGGAUAAAAAACGUCCACAUCCAGGACCUAGACCUGAGCAGGUAUCAGAGGAGCCCAGUGACGAGCGCUCUGAGAUGAGCUCCGGACCCCCAUCCGAGCGACAAUCCAUACAGCAAGACAUUGAUAUCACGCCGAGCCCUUCCCCUGCCGUGGAAGAGCUGGAGCCCGAGAAAGAAAUGCCGAAGGUGACCCCGCGACCUCCGAGGCCGCAAAGCACGCUCCGCCCAAGACAGUCGAGUCUUCAGAGUAGAGCUAUUUCUGCCGAUGAGGACAUGUUGUCCCGCCGAGUUCGGCUCAUGUACGAGAAAGGCGAUGACAACGUCACGGACUCGGACGUGGUCAGAGCAAUGGCAAAUGAUAACGGCGUGCUCUGGGAAGAGGGUACACCUGACGCAGAAACUGUCUCGAUCGCUGGCCCCAACUUGACUUUACAGAACAGUAAUUCUGAGUCGAAUGGCAGGGCAUCUGCCGAGGUGGAACGCAUCAGAAUGAAGCGUGAAACCCAGGAGUUGGCAGGUGGAAUUGAAGAUUGGCAAGAUGUUGGUGCAGGGCAGGUAGAUCGCUAUGGCUUCAUCCACGCACCUCCGGAUAGCACCGAGCCUCAUCCUAUCCAACGAGUCACAACGAGUUUACUACUUGCCUCUGAAGCGCCCCGCCGCAAGCGCUCCAUUCGACCUCCGUCUGCAAUGGCCAGUAACCGAUCUUUCAAUGGCCGUUCUCCAACCCGCAAGGGGUCCCAAAGUUCCACCGGACCCCGUCCAACCUCCUCCGCAAGCACGAUUAGUGCGCCAGUACGGCGCUCGACAUCCCGUCUACGUUCUGCCACCAAUCGCCUCCCUCACAAUAGAGACCGAAAGUUCACUGACGAGGCAGCUGAUAUGCUCACCCUUCCAGCGGAGGCUGCUACUGGCGAUGGGCAAGAUACACCUAUUGCCCGAGCAGCUCGCAAAAAAGAAUGGCAGCGUGAGGACAAAUGGACCAAGAUGGCGAAACCAACCAAGAAAAGCGGGAAUGGUGGCGGCAUGUCAUUCGAAUUCGACACAACGAGCUCGAAAUUGAUUGAGCGGACUUGGAAGGGCAUCCCAGAUCGGUGGCGAGCAACCGCCUGGUACUCUUUCCUUGCAACCAGCGCAAAACGGCACGCGGACAGUCCGUCCGAGGAUGAUCUUAUCGAUGCUUUCCACGAGUAUCAGUACGUCUCUUCCCCAGACGAUCUCCAAAUUGAUAUCGACGUGCCGCGCACCAUCACGAGUCACAUCAUGUUCCGACGGCGAUAUCGUGGUGGGCAAAGACUGCUCUUCCGAGUCCUUCACGCCAUGUCAUUGUACUUCCCGGAUACUGGCUACGUGCAAGGCAUGGCUGCUCUCGCCGCAACCCUGUUGGCCUAUUACGACGAGGAGCACGCAUUUGUCAUGCUUGCCCGGCUCUGGCGACUGCGCGGCCUCGAGGAGCUAUAUCGGUCUGGUUUUGCCGGACUGAUGGAAGCUUUGGACGACUUUGAGCGAGAGUGGCUUGCUGGCGGUGAAGUAGCCAUCAAGUUGACCGAAGUUGGAAUUCCACCUACUGCUUAUGGUACUCGUUGGUACUUGACUUUGUUCAACUAUUCCAUCCCCUUCCCCGCCCAGCUUCGGGUCUGGGAUGUUUUCAUGCUUCUUGGAGAUUCCGAAGACCUUUCUGCUCCCACGAGGCCAAGCACAUCCUCCAGCAAAGGAGGGAAGAAGGAACCUGGUACAUUCGGCCAGGGUCUUGAUGUGCUUCACGCCACCUCGGCCGCGCUUAUUGACGGCAUGCGCGACAUAAUCCUCGAGUCUGACUUUGAAAACGUCAUGAAAGUCCUGACCAGCUGGGUCCCAAUCAAGGACAUCGAGCUGUUCAUGCGUGUCGCCAAAGCGGAAUGGAAAGUUCACCGCCGCAAAAAUACCCACCACUAA